Molecule: messenger RNA, 992 nt
Organism: Amborella trichopoda
Lineage: Eukaryota; Viridiplantae; Streptophyta; Magnoliopsida; Amborellales; Amborellaceae
Source: RefSeq, a predicted model, not a curated record
AACGUAAGUUGUCCAUACAAAGAGAGCUAGGCUUUAUCAGAAAAACCAACACAAACCUUGAAAACCUUGGUGUUUUAGGCAGAGAAAAUCACAGCAAACGACCAUUAUGAGAAGCGUCCGUAGAGGCUCCUUUUUGGCGAUUACCGCCCUAUUUCUCGCCUCCGCACAGCCGAUCCGAAGUGCAGACUACUCCGAGGACGACGCAUCGUCUGUGCUGUUCGCCGGCUCCGACGUAGUGCGAACGGCAGGGUAUGGGAUAGAGAAGCUCUCAUCUGUACUGGUUACUGGCACAGUUACCUGCGAUGCAUGCCGGGAUACCGGAAAAAGCCCGUUCGUGUCAGGAGCAACUGUGGCUGUCCGAUGCCAAACGAACGGUGGAAAGAGGAGUAGACACUUUCGGGUAAGGGGCAAAACUGAUGAAUACGGUGACUUCAUGAUAGAUAUUCCCUCUCACAUGCAUGCCACGCCUAGACUCGAGAACACUUGCCACGUGACCGUUGUACAGAUUCCGGAAAACUCAGAUUGUCGCCGGAAUCGUGCCGGAAGACAAGCCUUUCGUCUCCGUGUCUCUUCUGUGGGGAACGGAAUUAGGGUUUAUACGGCCGGAUUCCUACAUUUCCAACCACGGGGAGCGGCUGCGAUUUGCCGAUACAUGGGUAAGGAAGAAGAGAGACCAUGGUGAUCAUAUCUCUCUCUUACCUGUGUGCCUUUAUCUCUCUAAAUCUCAUUUACUAGACACCCUCUCUCUCCCUAGCUAGAAAUGUUAAUAUGUCCAUAUGUGCACCAAUGUCUACAGCCUUCCUCAAGUUUGUUGUAUUGUACAUACACGUGAGCUCAAAAGAUCUUCAUCUUUAUAGCCUUUUUUUCAAUUAUUUGAGGUCGGCAAAUAUGAAAUAUGUGUAUGUAUGAAAAUGCAUAUAGCCUUCUUAGGGUUUUUAUUCUAAAAUCCUAAAACAUGCUACGAGUCUAUUCCAUUUUGGAUGUACUUUUCU